This is a messenger RNA of Arachis ipaensis, 3179 nucleotides long. Its product is annotated as transcriptional corepressor LEUNIG. NCBI's taxonomy places the organism in Eukaryota, Viridiplantae, Streptophyta, Magnoliopsida, Fabales, Fabaceae. Gene Ontology annotation, cellular component: nucleus. The record is from RefSeq and is a predicted model, not a curated record. Gene Ontology annotation, molecular function: protein binding.
AUCUUCUUCUUCCCCCUUCUUUCUUUCUUUCUUUCUUGUUUUCGUUCUCCUCCUUCUACUCUUCUCUUUUGCUUCAUUCACUUCUCUACCCAUUUCCACUUCUAUUUCUUCCAUUCUCUUCUUCAAUGCUUCUUUGGCAGCUUCAGCUACAAAAUUCAAAGCUUUAACAUCUUUGAAAUCAAACACACACAAAAAGUUCAUUCCUUUUGGUACCCUUCAUAUCCAUUGGGUAGUAACCUUUUGGGUUCAGCAACUACCAUCAUGUCUCAAACUAACUGGGAAGCUGAUAAGAUGUUAGAUGUAUAUAUCCAUGAUUACCUGGUAAAGAGGGAUUUGAAGGCUUCUGCUCAGGCUUUUCAAGCUGAGGGGAAAGUUUCCUCUGACCCUGUUGCUAUUGAUGCCCCGGGAGGUUUUCUGUUCGAGUGGUGGUCGGUUUUCUGGGACAUUUUUAUUGCGAGGACUAAUGAGAAGCACUCGGAGGUUGCAGCCUCUUAUAUUGAGACACAACUAAUGAAGGCCAGGGAGCAACAGCAGCAGCAACCACAGCAGCCGCAACCGCAGCAGUCGCAGCAUCAACAACAGCAGCAGCAACAGCAACACAUCCAGCAGCAGCAGCAGCAGCAGCAACAGCAGCAGCAGCAGCAGCAACAACAACAACAGCAGCAGCAGCCGCAGCAACCACAACAACAGCAGCCACCUCAGCCACAACCGCAGCAGCAGCAGCAACCACCGCCACAACAACAGCAAGGUAGGGACAGGGCUAAUCUCAUAAACGGCAAUACGAAUGGGUUAGUUGGGAACCAGGGAACUGCCAAUGCACUAGCAACAAAGAUGUAUGAGGAGAGGCUAAAGAGAGAUUCUUUGGAUGAAGCAGCAAUGAAGCAAAGAUUCGGUGGUGAGAACAUGGGUCAAAUUUUGGAUCCUAAUCAUGCCUCAAUUUUGAAGUCAGCUGCUGCUACUGGCCAGCCUUCAGGGCAAGUUUUGCAUGGUGCUACUGCGGCUGGCAUGCCUCCACAAGUUCAAGCUCGUAGUCAGCAAUUAGCAGGGUCUACUCCAGAUAUAAAGAGUGAGAUUAAUCCUGUACUGAACCCUAGAGCUGCGGGUGCUGAAGGAUCAUUGAUGGGAAUUCCUGGACCAAAUCAAGGUAGUAACAAUUUGACUUUGAAGGGAUGGCCACUCACAGGUUUGGAGCAACUCCGCUCUGGUCUACUCCAGCAACAAAAGCCUUUCAUGCAGGCUCCUCAGCCGUUUCAUCAACUUCAAAUGUUGACACCACAGCAUCAGCAACAGAUAAUGCUUGCGCAGCAAGGCUUGGCAUCUCCAUCUGCCAGUGAUGACAAUAGAAGACUCAGAAUGCUGUUGAACAAUAGGAGUAUGAGCCUAAACAAGGAUGGUCUUUCAAAUCCUGUUGAUGUAGUGCCAAAUGUUGGAUCUCCACUUCAAGGUGGUGGCCCUCCUUUUCCUCGUGGAGAUACAGAUAUGCUAAUGAAGUUGAAAUUGGCUCAAAUGCAGCAGCAACAUCAGCAACAGCCAAACAGCAAUCCACAGCUGCAGCAACUUCAACAGCAUGCUCUCUCAAAUCAGCAAUCUCAGACUUCAAGCCAUAACAUGCAUCAGCAAGAUAAAGUAGGGGGAGGUGGUGGCAGUGUUACUGCGGACGGUAGCAUGUCGAACUCAUUUAGAGGCAAUGAUCAGGCCUCGAAAAACCAGAUUGGGAGAAAGAGAAAGCAGCCUGUAUCUUCUUCAGGUCCUGCCAAUAGUACAGGAACUGCUAAUACAACAGGUCCAUCACCAAGUUCGGCACCCUCGACUCCCUCGACUCAUACACCCGUAGAUAUGCCGUCUAUGACUGGUACUACUUCUUCAAAGCCAUUAAUGAUGUUCAGCACUGACGGCACCGGGACUCUUACAUCACCUUCAAACCAAUUGGCUGAUGUGGAUCGCUUUGUGGAGGACGGAUCUCUUGAUGAAAAUGUUGAGUCUUUUUUAUCUCAUGAUGAUACGGAUCCUAGAGAUACGGUCGGUCGUUGUAUGGAUGUAAGCAAAGGCUUCACAUUUUCUGAUGUAAAUUCUGUACGUGCUAGCACAAGCAAAGUUGUAUGUUGUCAUUUUUCAUCUGAUGGGAAAUUACUUGCAAGCGGUGGGCACGACAAGAAGGCUGUUUUAUGGCACACGGAUACCUUGAAGCAGAAGGCUGUUCUUGAAGAGCAUUCGUCUAUGAUCACCGAUGUUCGUUUUAGUCCAAGCAUGCCUCGUUUAGCAACAUCUUCAUUUGACAAAACUGUCAGGGUUUGGGACAUUGAUAAUCCUGGUUAUUCGCUUCGCACCUUUACAGGACAUUCAGCAUCUGUAAUGUCCCUAGAUUUCCAUCCAAAUAAAGAGGAUCUUAUCUGCUCUUGUGAUGGUGACGGCGAGAUACGAUAUUGGAGCAUAAAUAAUGGAAGUUGUGCAAGAGUCUUCAAGGGUGGCACCGCCCAGAUGAGAUUUCAACCACGUCUAGGGAGGUACCUGGCUGCAGCUGCAGAGAAUGUUGUUUCUAUACUUGAUGUGGAGACACAAGGAUGCCGAAAUUCAUUAAAGGGCCACACGAAGCCGAUACAUUCCGUGUGUUGGGACCCUUCCGGGGAGUUGCUGGCAUCCGUGAGUGAGGACUCGGUCCGGGUUUGGACUCUAGGAACCGGGAGUGAAGGGGAAUGUGUUCAUGAUCUUAGCAGUAAUGGCAGUAAGUUUCAAUCAUGUGUCUUUCACCCGUCUUAUCCGUCGUUGCUCGUCAUUGGCUGUUACCAGUCAUUGGAGCUGUGGAACAUGACGGAGAACAAGACGAUGACUCUGACAGCUCACGAAGGUCUCAUCGCCUCCCUCGCCGGUUCGACUGUAAAUGGUUUGGUUGCUUCGGCGAGUCAUGACAAGUUCAUCAAGCUCUGGAAGUGACCUGUAACACAGUAGGUUUACACGUUUUAGUUUAUUUCUCUUUGUACUUUUUAGCAAAACUAACCUUUGUAAUAUUGUUUGUCUUCCCUGUUGUAUCUGUUUCGUUAUUAGGUAUUUUCCUUUGGAGACUUGUACUAUUGUAACAUGGACUAGUUAUCGUCUUCUGUACCUUUUUGGCUUCUUUUUAUUUUCCUAAUGUUAGUGUUAUAGUGUCAAUGCAGCUAGGAAAUUAAGAAAAUUUUGUUGAA